AUGGCAUUAAUUGAUGAAUAACAGUAUUAUAGUAUAGGAGGAACUGUGUCUUAAAUUUAUGAAUCAGCCUUAUCCCUCUAUCACUUUUGCUCCAUAGAAAAUUAGAGCAAAUAGCAAGCAUUAUAAGCAAUUCUUAAACUGUAACAACUUAUAAUUAAGUCUUUGGAACCAAAGCUAGAUAAGAAAAUACAUCUCUUAAUGGCUAAAUUAUACGAAAGAAUGGCUUAAUUAGAAAAGGGAGCUUAUGAAUCCAAUCAAUUUUGCAUUUAGGCUUAUAAAGUUGCUAGUCAAGUUCUUUCUCCAGAUGAUUCUUUGUUACAAUAUUAUGAAUCACAUAUUCAAAUUGAUAAUCAACUAUCUUAACCUCCUAAGCCAUUAUCCAUAACACAUUUAUAAGAUAAUAUAGUCUUAUUAGAAGAAAGAGAUGUAGUUAUUACUGAUUAGCCAGGCCUUAUGAGAGUUACUUAUAAUCAUAAGGCUAAAGAGCUUAUAAUUGUAUUUCUAAAUCUUAAAUGCAUAUUUAAUUUAUCAGAUAUUGAAAAUGAAAUUACAAUUUACAAUUUGUAGAGUUUACCUGUAUUUUUAAAUGAAUUUGUGAAUGUGAUAAGUUAAUAAUUGGUUCUUGAAGAAACAUUAAUUAUAGCAACUAAUAUCAUCACAUUAGAAUCAUUUGAAAAAUAAGUUCAAAUUACUUAAAAAACUCGUGGACACUAUUUUGCUUACUUCACAGAACAAGUACUUGAUUAUAUGGAUGACGAAUCAGUACAUCCUCUAUUGAUUUAAUGA
This is a messenger RNA of Paramecium sonneborni, 786 nucleotides long. NCBI's taxonomy places the organism in Eukaryota, Ciliophora, Oligohymenophorea, Peniculida, Parameciidae. The record is from the annotation of a GenBank genome assembly.